This is a messenger RNA of Drosophila ananassae, 557 nucleotides long. RefSeq names its product procyclic form-specific polypeptide B1-alpha. The record is from RefSeq and is a predicted model, not a curated record. The transcript is spliced from 2 exons. The coding region runs from base 44 to 382 and encodes 112 amino acids. NCBI's taxonomy places the organism in Eukaryota, Metazoa, Arthropoda, Insecta, Diptera, Drosophilidae.
UGUCCCAAUCUUGGCACCCCCACACAUCAAGUCUGUAACGAAAAUGAAACUCAUUACAGUGUUGGCAUUCGCCUGCGUAGCCACGUUUGCUGUCCUUCAUGGAGUUUACGGAUCGCCGGUGCCGGCCCCGGUGCCCGAUCCCAGUCCAGUAGCAGAUCCGAAACCCAAGGCGGAGCCUUCACCCGAUCCGGAACCAGUGCCUCAUCCUAACCCCAAUCCAAAUCCUAAUCCAGCACUGGUAGCUUCACCGCUUGAAACGAAACUGAACCCAGCCCUCCAGGGAGGUGAUGCCAAUGUUGUGGCCCUCUCACCCAAUGCCGAUCCCUUGGUUUCGGCUCCAGGAGCCCCGGGCCAGAAAAUCGAGGAGACCUUGGCGGUCUAAAAUGGGGGCUAGACCCUGGCAAGUGCAGCAGCAAAGUCACAAAGGAGCCUGGACACGCACACAAGAAAGACACACACACGAAUAUAAUAUAAUUUAAUAUUUGAUGUAUGUAUGUACGCACUUAUAUAUUCCAACAUCCAGCAUGGGCAUUAAUAAAAUUGCAACAAAAAAAUAA